UCGCCCCCCCUGCUGAGUGGUGACGUCACCCGCCCACUGCAUCCUCCAGGCUGCGGUCUGGAAACAGCUCUGAGCGCGUCGAGUCCCGCAACAAACUCACGAGCAAAGCGCCACACGCGUUGCUGUCGUCGUCGUCGUUAGCAGCAGCAGCUUGGGCUCACUUCGGGAAACCCGUCCAGGGCGUGUGCGCAUGCGCGGUGGGGCCCCUCCCUCUUCCCCCUGCGCGCCCGUGGAGUCGCGAUGCCUCUCGCAAAGGACUUGCUUCACCCUUCCCUCGAAGCGGAGAGGAGGUGUCACAAGAAGAAGCGACUUGUGCAGAGCCCCAACUCUUACUUUAUGGAUGUGAAAUGCCCGGGCUGCUACAAGAUCACAACGGUGUUCAGCCAUGCACAGACCGUGGUUCUGUGCGUCGGCUGCUCCACCGUACUCUGCCAGCCCACAGGCGGCAAGGCCCGUCUGACAGAGGGCUGCUCAUUCCGUAGGAAGCAGCAUUAAAUGUGGAGGCGCACAACCAUGCGAGGCCUGGCCGAGACGUGGGUGGUGGGCCUGGUGUGGCAAUGCUUCCUCAGACCACUGCGGAAGGAUUGAUGCUCGGCCUGCAACAAGGGGACCCAGAAAGUGUCAGCAUUGGCACUUUGUACCCACACAGCCUCAAUAAAGUCUUUGAUAGUGGA
Messenger RNA from Lethenteron reissneri (Far Eastern brook lamprey), 674 nucleotides. Its product is annotated as small ribosomal subunit protein eS27-like. The record is from RefSeq and is a predicted model, not a curated record. NCBI's taxonomy places the organism in Eukaryota, Metazoa, Chordata, Hyperoartia, Petromyzontiformes, Petromyzontidae. Gene Ontology annotation, biological process: translation. Gene Ontology annotation, cellular component: ribosome. Gene Ontology annotation, molecular function: structural constituent of ribosome.